CGAAAUAUUGAUGAAUCCGUAGGAUCCUAGCGGCUUUCUUCAAUUUCACAUGUUAACAGUUGAAUUAUCAAGAUGUACGAAGCUUCACCUUUGACGACCCAAAAUAUGUUUUUGAAUAAGUUGUAAUUGAAGACCAAAGUUCAUAUAUUACAUUUUUCUUUUUAUUACACGCACAGAGACAGCUUUCUUGUAUUACAACAAGUUGUAUAUUGUAAGUUUUAAUGGAACACAUGUUUUGAUCUCCUCUGAAUGUGAGAUAGUAUUACUUAUUAGUAAUAAUAGGAAAAAAAAUUGGAUCUUUUAGUUUUAAGAAAAUGAAUCGUUUUAUUUUGGGAUUACAAUUUCAUAAUUUUAGACAUUCUUCCAAAAUUGUGAAUAUUUUUUACAAUCCAUUGUCAGUAAGUAGUCCAAUCUCAGUGUGGAAAAUAUUAUCAAUCAAGUUAGCCACUAAUAGUAAUACUAGAGCAUUUAAAGAUUGUGAUUCAGAAUCUCACAAAAUUAGUGCUGAAAAUACUACUACUACUACAACUUGGACACCAAAUGCUACAGAAGAACGAGAAUCUGCCUUCAAAAGAACUUUCCGUGUUUUAAAAGAAGAUUUAUGGAACAUACGAAAUAGUCAAAUAAAUUCUAGGGAACAAAGAAUUCCAUCCGAAGUUGAUAUUGCUAUCAUAGGAGGAGGAAUAAUGGGUUCAUCAAUUGCCUACUGGCUAAAGCAACGUGCACCAGAAAGCUUCAAUCUUAUUGUACUGGAGAGGGAUCCUACUUAUACUUGUGCUUCAACCACCCUUUCAGUAGGAGGGAUUCGUCAGCAGUUCUCACUACCAGAAAAUAUUCAACUCUCAUUGUUCAGUGCUUCUUUUUUACGGAAUAUCAAAAGACAUCUUAGUGUACUGGAUCAAGAUCCACCAGAUAUAGCUUUUCAACCACAUGGAUAUCUGUUUCUGGCAACUGAGGAUGGGGCUGCACAGAUGGAGGCGAACCACAAACUUCAAGUUGAACUUGGUGCCAAGAUAGAUUUGCUGUCUCCAUCGAAGCUGAAAGAGAAGUUCCCCUGGAUACGCACAGAUGGGAUAGCACUAGCUUCUCAUGGCCUGGAAAAUGAAGGAUGGUUUGAUCCAUGGUCACUGCUUUCAGCAUUCAAGAGGAAAGCUAUUUCUCUAGGGGCUCAGUAUGUUGAUGGUGAAGUUAUAAAUUUUGAAUUUGAUAAAGAACAUGAAAAAAUCAUUGAAGAAUCAGAUGACCCAUACUAUAGUGUGAACCAUCUCUUGGUUAAAACAAAGACAGGAGAUAUAAAGAAAAUUAAGUUUGCUGUACUCAUUGUUGCUGCUGGACCUAGUACAGGACAGGUUGCAAAAAUGUUGAGAAUAGGAACUGGACCAGGUAUAUUGAAGCCUCCACUUCCUGUAGAACCCAGUUUUCUUUAUUUUUUUCCAUUUCAGUCUGAAGAACCAGAUGGUACAGACCUUGAUGUGGAUUACACAUUUUUCAACAAAUCUGUAUGGCCAGUACUUGCAGAAAGGGUGCCUGCUUUUGAAAAGAUUAAAAUGUUGAGUGCAUGGGCUGGUUUUUAUGACUACAACACUUUGGAUCAGAAUGCCAUAGUCGGACACCAUCCUUAUUACAAUAACAUUUUUUUUGCCACCGGGUUUAGUGGCCACGGAAUUCAAAUGGCACCAGGAGUAGGUCGGGCGGUUAUGGAAUUAAUAUUGGAUGGAAGUUAUGAGUCGAUUGAUCUUACCCGUUUUGGUGUGAAACGAGUAAUUAUGAAUGAACCGCUAUUGGAAAGAAAUAUAGUUUAGUUUUCAUUAACAUAAUGUUGCUGUUGGUGUAAAUGUUUAAACAUAAUAUUUUAUAUGUUUUACUGAACUGAUCUGCAGCUCUUUUUAUGAAUAUCCCAUGAACAUUUUAUAUAAACCUAAUGAUAGGUUUAGUAAAGUAAAAAAUGUUAGAUUUACUUUUAUGCAACUACUACAGCACGUAGAGCUAACUGAGCUAAGAUCAUUUGUAUUACUUGCAUAAAAAUAGCAAUGUUCAAAAAAUAUACUGUAGAAAAUAAUGAAUAAUUAUAUUAGAGAAAAAAACGGGUGUGAAAUUUAUUCUGAAUGUUGUGCAGUGAAUCAUUUAAUGACGUACAUUUUGUACACUUCAUACUUUAUCCCUAUUUACAAGACAUUACAGAGCUUGAAAUAACUAAAACAUGAUGUUAUGCUAGUCAGAUUUUUGUUGACAAAACCCAGUAUGGUGACAACAUGAAGUUUUUUUAUUUUAUUUCAUUAUUUUUUUAUAUUUUCUUGUAUAGAUAACUGAAACU
This is a messenger RNA of Limulus polyphemus (Atlantic horseshoe crab), 2314 nucleotides long. Its product is annotated as FAD-dependent oxidoreductase domain-containing protein 1-like. Gene Ontology annotation, cellular component: cytoplasm. The coding region runs from base 315 to 1802 and encodes 495 amino acids. Gene Ontology annotation, molecular function: oxidoreductase activity. NCBI's taxonomy places the organism in Eukaryota, Metazoa, Arthropoda, Merostomata, Xiphosura, Limulidae. The transcript has 8 exons. The record is from RefSeq and is a predicted model, not a curated record.